Phyllopteryx taeniolatus (common seadragon) is the source of this 1539-nucleotide messenger RNA. RefSeq names its product TNF superfamily member 14 (gene tnfsf14a). Gene Ontology annotation, molecular function: tumor necrosis factor receptor binding. Gene Ontology annotation, biological process: immune response. Lineage: Eukaryota; Metazoa; Chordata; Actinopteri; Syngnathiformes; Syngnathidae. The record is from RefSeq and is a predicted model, not a curated record. Bases 493 to 1257 code for a protein of 254 amino acids. The transcript is spliced from 5 exons. Gene Ontology annotation, cellular component: membrane.
UCAAUAUAACAGUGCUCACAGUCAUAUAUUCUUUAUCCUCUGCAAGGAGCUGAGCCGAGCGCAGUCAUCCAUACUGUACGGAUGUCGAUGUACAGUAUAUGUGGCACCAAAUAGUUAAAUAAAAAAAAUAAAAAAAUCAACCUAAGUGAACGUUUGAAAAGAAACAGUUUGAAAAGAUUAAAUGCAAAUGUAUUGUACUUGAAAGUUAAAGCAACUGAACUGCGCUUAACGAAUGUACUGUACUGGAUGGAAAAAAGGCUGAGGCUUUGACAUAACAUUACAUCAGUUUAAACAUUUAAUUCAGUGAUUCUUUUGCCGUUAUCAAGUGGCGCACACACGAGCAGACGCGUACAAUCAUGUAGUCACAGCACAGAUGCUUGUGGUUGCCUCGGCAACCACAAAUAAGCCCACCCAUUUGCUCAUCUUCUCUUCUCGCCUCGCAAGCAUCCAGUCUGACUUUUCUAUUCAGAAGCGUUUGGCUGGGGCGCAGAUAUGAGGCAGUUGCCGUCGUCCGUGUAUGUGUUGGAAAGCCACGCCGCGGCCCCUCCGUUACCCCCCCGAGCGGGCCGGGCCCGCUGCAGCGGCGGGCCGGCUCAGGCGCUUCUCUUGGCGCUGCUGAGCGUGGCUUUGAUUGGGCUCGUCCUGGAGGGUCUGCUCAUCUUCUAUCUGCACUCGAGUCACUUCGGACAGACACCGUCACCAUCGUUCUCCAAAUCGAGCGCAGAACAAAAUGCAUCGCCCCAGACAUCCAAACGUCUUAACUCUCUUUCCAAAACAUUCACACACCUGAUGGCAGAAAAAAACGCAUCUUCUCACACGCCCGCUCCUCGCAUGCCGCUUUCCAAACCAGUCGCCCGCCUGAUGGACGGCGCGGACGUGGUCCACGGCAAAGGAGUAAUGGGCUGGAGCCUGGUUUCGGACCGCAUCCUCCGCGGCGUGGACUACAAGGACAGAAGUCUGGUGAUCCGCCGGGAAGGCUUCUACUUCGUCUACUCCAAAGUGAGCUUUUACGAGCGCGGCGUCUUCCACCACGCGGUCAUGAUGCGCACUCGCAGGCACCCCGGCGGCACCGUCCUCCUGCUGCAGUCCAGGAAAUAUUCCUCGGCCGACGACAAGAACAAGCGCAACGGCGACACUUUCCUCGCCGGGGUCUUCCACCUGCACAAAGACGACGCCGUGUUUGUCAAAGUCAGCGACACCUCCAAAAUAGUGCGCGUCAUCGCUAACGAGAACGUCUUCGGUGCAUUUAUGAUUUAAUGCUCUUCGGUUUUUUUCAGCUCUAUUUCACAGGCUGUUCUUCACACUUUUGUAUUUUAUUAUUACAAAAAAUAGCUUUGGCAUCUUGGUGCCCAGGAACUAUGCGCAAGUGAGGGGGAGGAGCGUCUCUGAGUCAGGCCAUAGCCUUGUCUAAUGCCUAAAUGUUUUUUUUUGUGUGUGUGGCAUCCGUAGGCAAUUAUACUGUAUUCCUUUUCCAACUGCUCUCGCACGUUUUCAAACUAUCAGGAAUUAAAACGAGGACCCGACUGAUUUUGAACAAUA